This is a messenger RNA of Solea senegalensis (Senegalese sole), 2232 nucleotides long. Its product is annotated as cullin-3-like. Gene Ontology annotation, biological process: ubiquitin-dependent protein catabolic process; protein ubiquitination. NCBI's taxonomy places the organism in Eukaryota, Metazoa, Chordata, Actinopteri, Pleuronectiformes, Soleidae. Gene Ontology annotation, molecular function: ubiquitin protein ligase binding. The transcript has a single exon. The record is from RefSeq and is a predicted model, not a curated record. Gene Ontology annotation, cellular component: Cul3-RING ubiquitin ligase complex. The coding region runs from base 1 to 2232 and encodes 743 amino acids.
AUGUUCAACAUCAAAAGCAGCGACAACAACGACUCCAUCAUGAGGAUACAAGCCUUUCCUACAAAACUGGAUGAAAUAUGUGCCAACAAUAUCUGGAACCUUCUAAUGAACGCCAUCCAGGACAUCCAGAGGAAGACCAACAGUGAGAUAAUAUUUUCAGAGCUGUACAGGAAUGCUUAUACCUUGGUCGUGCAACAUCAUGGGGAGAAGCUCUACACAGGCUUGAGGGGAGUCAUCACUGGCCAUCUCGUCCUCAAAGCAGAGAAAGAUGUUCUUAACUCUAUGAAAAAUAACUUUCUGCAAACGCUAUUUCAGGUCUGGAAUGACCAUCAAACUGCCAUGGUUAUGAUCAGAGACAUCCUCAUGUACAUGGAUCGAGUCUAUGUAAAACAGAACAACUUAGUAAACGUCUACAACCUCGGCCUCAUCAUAUUCAGGGACCAGGUUGUUCACCAUGGUUGCAUUCAAGCCCACCUACGACAUACUUUACUGGACAUGAUUGGACGUGAGAGGAAUGGAGAGGUUGUAGAUAGAUGGGCCAUCAGAAGUGCAUGCCAGAUGCUAAUGAUACUUAGCUUGGAUGGAAGGUCUGUAUAUGUGGAGGACUUUGAAAAUCCUUUCUUAGCCAUGUCAGCAGAAUUCUUCCAGAUUGAGAGCGAAAAGUAUCUCGCUGACAACAACGCCAGUAUCUACAUUAAGAGGGUUGAAGCCAGAAUCAAUGAAGAGAUAGAACGUGUGAUGCACUGUUUGGACAGGUCUACAAAGGAGCACAUUGUCAAAGUAGCGGAACGGGAUCUAAUUUCUAAACAUAUGAUCACCAUUGUAGAGAUGGAGAACUCGGGCCUCAUCCAUAUGCUUAAGUACGGGAAGACGGAAGACAUGGCUUGCAUGUACAAGCUGUUCAGUCGAGUAAAAGAUGGCUUAGAAAUAAUGUGCAACUGCAUAAGCUCUUACUUGAGGGAGCAAGGUAGUGCUCUGGUGCACGAAGAAGGACAGGGCAAGAACCCUGUUGACUAUAUCCAGGGCCUGAUAGACCUGAAGACACAGUUUGACCAUUUGCUCAAUAAGUCUUUCAACAAUGACAGACUCUUAAAAAAAAAGAUAGCCAACGACUUUGAGUACUUCAUCAACCUCAACUCUCGUUCUGCGGAGUACCUAUCGGUCUUCAUUGACGAGAAGCUGAAGGAUGCGGUCAAAGGGUUGACAGACCUAGAGGUGGAGUCAAUACUCGACAAUGCCAUGGUGUUGUUUAGGUUCUUGCAGGAUAAAGAUGUGUUCGAAGAGUAUUUCCGGAAGCAUCUGUCUCUCAGGUUGCUGAACAAGAGCAGAGAGGACAAUGAGAAGAACAUGGUCUCUAAGCUCAAGCUAGAAUGUGGUUAUCAAUUUACCACAAAACUGGAGGGAAUGUUAAGAGACAUGAGCAUUUCCAAAACAACCAUGGAUGAGUUCAGGCAGCACAUACAAACCACAUCAGUAAGUGGCGUGGAUCUCAGAGUGCGAGUCCUGACAACUGUCUAUUGGCCUAUACAAAGCGCAAAUCCCUGGUGCACCAUCCCAUCUGCUCCUCAACGUGCCUUUGAAGUCUUUAGGCAGUUUUAUAUUUCUAAGCAUAGCAGGAAACAGCUCUCGCUGCACUACCACCUGGGUGUGGCAGACCUAAAGGCUUCCUUCUAUGGAGUUGUUAGAAAGGAGCACAUAUUGCAAGUUUCCACCUUGCAGAUGAUCAUCCUCAUGCUCUUCAAUUACAGAGAAAGUUGCACUUAUGAGGAUGUCUUGCAGGAGACAAAUAUACCAGGGUGGGAGUUAGUGCCAGUGUUGAACUCUUUAAUGUGUGGGAAGUCCACACAGAGAGUUCUCAUCAAGGAGCCACGGUCCAAGGACAUAGAAAAUGACCACGUAUUCACCGUCAAUGAUCAUUUCUCCUCUAAACUUCACAAAGUAGAAAUACAUACAGUUGUUGCUAAACAAGGGGAAUCCGACCCUGAAAGGAAGGAGACGCGGCAGAAAGCUGUCGAUGACAGGAAGUAUGAAAUAGAGGCAGCCAUUGUCCGUAUCAUGAAGUCAAGAAGGGAGAGGCAGGAAAAUGCCCUGGUUACAGAGGUGACUCAGCAACUCCAGACACGUUUUCUUCCCAGCCCUAUAGUCAUCAAAAAGCACAUCGAAAGACUGAUAGAAAGAGAAUACUUGGCAAGAAAGCCAGAUGAUCCUAAAGUGUAUGUCUAUGUUUUAUAG